Molecule: messenger RNA, 1637 nt
Organism: Copidosoma floridanum
Lineage: Eukaryota; Metazoa; Arthropoda; Insecta; Hymenoptera; Encyrtidae
Product: ras-related protein M-Ras
Biological process (GO): signal transduction
Cellular component (GO): membrane
Molecular function (GO): GTPase activity; GTP binding
Source: RefSeq, a predicted model, not a curated record
UCCCGAGAUCGACAGCGGCGCAGCCCGUUCAGGAAUCGGCAUGACUCGUCCACCCAACAAUGAGAACCUUGUGACUUACAAGCUCGUCGUGGUCGGCGACGGCGGUGUCGGCAAGAGCGCCCUGACCAUACAGUUCUUCCAGAAGCUCUUCGUCACAGACUACGACCCCACUAUCGAGGACAGCUACAUACAGCACACCGAGGUCGACAAGCAGUGGUGUGUCCUCGAUGUGCUGGAUACGGCGGGUCAAGAGGAGUUCAGCGCGAUGAGGGAGCAGUACAUGCGCAAGGGUGAUGGCUUCCUUCUCGUGUUUUCGGUCACCGACAAGCAGUCCUACCAAAACAUUGUCAAUUUUCAUACACAAAUCUUGCGGGUCAAGGACAGGGACGUAUACCCGAUGCUGCUCGUCGCCAACAAAGUCGAUCUGAUCCACCUGCGCAAAGUUACCGAGGAGCAGGGCAGAGAAUUAGCUCACAAGCUGGACAUUCCUUACAUCGAAACUUCAGCCAAGGAUCCUCCCUUGAACGUCGAUGCUGCUUUUCACGAGGUCGUACGUAUCAUAAGGAAUCAGCCUCCUACGGAAUUAGAGAAGAAUCGUCGAAAGCGCCGACGUUCGUCAAAGUGUUCCGUCAUGUAAUUAGUACUAGCACCAUUUGUUUAUCUUUUUUUUUUCCUCUAUACGACGUAUCGAAAUUUUUAUAUUUUAUUUAUUAUUUAAUUCUAGUCUCGGACAAGAUUUUCGUAUUUUACGAGUAGAGCUUUUUUAUUGAUGUAGCCAGUGGUUUUGCAUGAAUAAGAGAUUUUUUUUUUUUUUUUUUUUUUUUUCCGUCGACGAUGCUUUUGCUAUUCGAUUACAUACGUAAACAAAGUAAAUGCUCUUCUAACGUUUAUAUUUAUAUCUAGUCAAAAAGUUUUCAAUCACCGAUAGAAAAAAAAAAAAAAAUCUGCCGAUUAAACAGGAAUUGACUACUUUAUCAUUAGUUUUUAGCAAACGAUAAAUCGGUAAAAAACUGUCAUUAAAUGACUAUACUGAUGUUACACAAGAUGUAUCAACAUCGCGCGCUUGCUUGUAAAAAAAUUUUAUAUUUACUGAAGUGAUAAAUUUAUUGUCUUUCGUUACAAUAACAUUACUUUUUAAUCGUACGGCACUUGCCUCUGAAAUUUUACCCAUGAUUUUCGUAAGCACAUGCGUUUAACACGCAAAUCUUCAAGGAAUAAGUUACGAGUUAUUCAUUGUAUUAUAUACUGUAAAUGUGUAUAAAUGUUAUCUUAAAUUUAUACUGAGGGUAGCAAUCAUGUUAACUUGCCUUAAAAAUCAUUGUAAUUUUUAAAUUAUUGUUUUUGAGAAAAAAAAAUCAUUUUAUUCGUUACCAGACAUAUGAGUUUUCAAAUUUGCAAAUAUUAAUUUCAAGAAAUUCUAUAUGCUUUGGGUCUUUUUGAGGUAAGAAAAAUAUUUUUGAAAUUGUAUUACGUAAGAUAAAAUUAUCAUAGCCUACAAUAGAUACUAAAUAAAAAGUUUACAGUCAGACAGUAGCUCAACGUGUACAUAUAUAUUGAAAGAAACAUAAAUGGAAAUUCAAUUGUAAGAAUUGACAUUUUUAUACAAAAAAAGUGAAAAAAAAAAAAAUAUAUAUAUA